This is a messenger RNA of Haliotis rufescens (red abalone), 1462 nucleotides long. RefSeq lists its product as uncharacterized. The transcript is spliced from 7 exons. The record is from RefSeq and is a predicted model, not a curated record. NCBI's taxonomy places the organism in Eukaryota, Metazoa, Mollusca, Gastropoda, Lepetellida, Haliotidae. Bases 72 to 797 code for a protein of 241 amino acids.
UCUACACUGCUUCAGUUUUUGACACCAAAAGGUCUGUUUUCAACCAUAUCUCAUAGGAUCAGUGAUCAAGAAUGGCUGACGGAGAAAGUGUGGGUUUCCCUGAACUAGAUUCUUCAGCUGUAUUAACAUCAGAUGACAGUGGAUUCCAAUCAACACCAGUCCAAGAUGAACAACAGGAGGAUAACAGGACAGUGACAGGCCGAAUGAAUCUAUAUGCUAAACUUCUGCAAAUCAGCCAAUACUCGUAUCUUCAUGUCUUCAUGAGUGAGGAGCUCAGCCUUAGGGACUUGGAAGAGGCCCGUUGCAGAACUGUCCAGGAGAUUGGAGAUAAAGUGACACUGCUAAGACUAGAGAAUAUAUUCUAUCCAUAUGUUGGAAGGAUGAGGCUACGACUGGCAUUUGAUGUGAGGGCACAAAGAUUCAGUCUUCCAUCACCUCUAUUGGAAGACAUUAUGGAUCUCACAGAAGAAGAUUCUCCUGUCAAGUUGCUUGGAAGUAUUAAAGGGAACACCAAUGGACAUCCCUUUAUUGACAUCCUGACUCCAUAUUAUGAAAGAGCAGUUAUGGUCUGGAUCUUCAGAUACAAUUGGCUCCUAAACAUCACAUCUGGACACAUCAGACUGGUGGGCACAGGCAGAAUCACAUUCAAUAAGCUUCUUAGGAAGGAGGAGAUUGACAUUAUGAACACGAUCAAUGUUAGGGUGGAAUUCCUCUCUGGAGAGAGGAGGGAGCUGACCACUGGUGAAGAUGUCAUCACUGAACCCUGCGUUAUAUCUGUCGAUCCCCCCACUGACUGAAGCAGCAUCAUGAGAGACAUGCAGAACCACAGCAGCCCUUCACUGAAUCCUUGCCACCUUUCCACUUUAUGGAUUCCUAUUUUCCUAAAAUAUUAACAAAGUUUGAAUCUUGUGGCAUGGAUAUAGGAGAAGGGAAAAUGUUGUUCUGCAUUUAAAAAACUGUCAAUCAUGUGGGUGUGGCAAAUCACCUUGUCACAUGCUUCUGGCAGUAAAUACCUCAAAGUUGAGGUUUUAAUUACUAGUAUAUAUCAAAUAAUGUGCUUGUUAGACAUGUUUUUUCUUUUCCUUUAAGCAUUAUAAAAACUAACUUUAAAACCAGAUAAUAAGAGACUCAUUCCCAAAAGUUUAGACACGUUCAAUCAUUUUCAUUCUGUUCUACCAAAGCAAUAAUUUCAAAAGCAAAGACGGUUGUCAAAUGAAUAAAAUAAGACGACCAUUAUGCAGUGUAGUGGCGACCAAGUCUAUUGUUUGUCAGCUGAUAAAAUGAGGCCUUGUACAACUCACGGAAAUCUGUGUGUGUGAUCUUUUCUCAAGCCUACCAUUGCCUGACAUUGAAGCAUAUGUGCAGAGCCAAUGUUUGCAGGGCAAGAACAUGGAUAUUUCUAUAUCAUCCCAACAGAAAUGUCUGGUACCAAGACAUUUUCUCCCAUGGGUUCCAACACAUA